UUGAUGAGAGAGUUGAGUUGUUUUUAACUCAUAAAAAUCAAAGCAAGAGGAAAAAGUCCUAGCUUUCAUCGAUCGGAAUUUGAAAAUGCCCCUGUCGUGAGAUUGAAGUAAAGCCUCAUGUUUCGCACUCAAUCCUGCUUCCUCAAUAUGUAAAUACUAUAACUCAUGUUGUUGUUAAUGUUUUUGUUGUUCAUGGUUGUGAUGUUACUACUUACUACUUAUUUUGCUGUGAAAGUCAAACUCGCAACAUCCAAAAGAUUGAUUGAAAUCAAUUGAUUGUUCAAAGUUUUGAUCUUUGAUGGUGGAAAAUUUCUGGGCACCCUUUGAAUUUUAUUUUCCUGGCAACCAAGCCGGUGAUACUGGCGGUUUGGUGAUUGGAUUGGAUUGAAUUUGAGACAUGGAGAAUCCUUGCAAAUCAAAGGAAGAAAUUGCGAAUGAUGCUAUCAAGCAGGCUUUGAGGGCGUUGCGGAAGCGCCAUUUGAACGAAGAAGGAGCUCAUGCGCUUGCAUUCGCUGCUCUUUCUGGACCUAUCGCUUCCCAGGGCUCUGAAUGGAAAGAGAAAGCAGAGAGUCUGGAAGUGGAACUUCAACAAUGCUACAAAGCUCAAUCUCGAGUAUCUGAGCAGCUAGUUGUCGAAAUAGCUGAAUCCAGAGCGUUGAAAUCUUUGAUUCAAGAGAAAGAAACUGCAAUGGUUGAUCUACAAAAGGAGUUGGCUGAAGUGAGGGAUGAUUGCUCUCAUUUAAAAAUGGAUUUAGAAGAAAAAACGAAAGCUCUUGAAUUGAUUAUUAGCGAGAACGCGGAACUUAAAGCACAAUUGGAGCAGAUUACUAUUAGAGCCAAGAAUGCUGAAGCUGAAAAUAAGACAUUGGUGGAUCGCUUCAUGUUAGAAAAAAUGAAGGAUGCUGAGCGCUUAAAUGAGUAUUUCCUAUCAAUCAAGGUUAACCAAUUGUACGAUGACAUGAUCAAGCGGCUAAAGGCCAGUGGUUUAGAAAAACUUGCAAGACAGCAGGUAGACGGCAUAGUUCGCCAAAGUGAAGAAGGUGCUGACUUCUUUUCUGAGACAACCGUCCCUUCUACAUGCAAAUACAGACUCCAGGCACAUGAAGGUGGUUGUGCUUCCUUAUUGUUUGAGUCAAAUUCUAGUAAAUUGAUUACCGGGGGACAGGAUCGAUUACUUAAAAUAUGGGACACAAAUACAGGAUCCUUAAGUUCCACUCUACAUGGCUGCUUAGGUUCUGUAUUAGAUCUCACAAUCACCCAUGAUAAUCAAUCUGUUAUUGCUGCAAGCAGCUCAAACAAUUUAUAUGCAUGGGAUCUCAACUCAGGUCGAGUCCGUCACACCCUUACCGGCCACAAAGAUAAAGUCUGUGCUGUCGAUGUCAGCAAGAUUUCAAGCCGGCAAGUUGUCAGCGCAGCUUAUGAUCGGACUAUAAAAGUUUGGGACUUGCUGAAAGGCUAUUGCAUUAACACAAUCAUCUUUCACAGCAACUGCAAUGCGCUUUGCUUCAGCAUGGAUGGACAGACCAUAUUUUCUGGGCAUGUUGAUGGAAAUCUUCGAUUGUGGGAUAUUAAAACUGGAAAACUACUCAGCCAGGUUGGGGCACACUCACUUGCUAUUACAUCAGUUUCUCUUUCUCGCAAUGGAAAUGUUGUAUUGACUAGUGGAAGGGACAAUUUGCACAAUUUGUUUGAUGUGCGAUCUCUGGAAGUUAGUGGCACACUAAGAGGCACUGGAAAUAGAGUGGCUUCUAAUUGGAGUCGCUCUUGUAUUAGUCCUGAUGAUAAACAUGUUUCUUCUGGAUCUUCUGAUGGAUCUGUCUAUGUUUGGUCAACAUCUACAGUUGAUAUAGUUAGCACUCUGAAGGAGCAUGCUUCUUCUGUCCUGUGUUGUGCUUGGAGUGGCCUUGGAAAACCUCUAGCUUCAGCUGACAAGAAUGGGGUUGUUUGUAUCUGGACCUAAAAGGGAAAAGCUGGUGCUAUAAAGCUCCUGCAUUGUGGAUCUAUUGUAGGAAGUCUUACCUUUCAUGUUUGCUAGAAGCCAAUUCCAUGGUUCUAACCUGUGACCGCAAAGUCACUUGGCAGCAACCUUACCGCUGUGUCGAGGCUCGCCCUAUGUAUCUAGACCUAAUGGAAUUUUAUUUCUUUGAAUACACUAGCAGGUAUGGAGUGAGUAUAUCAAUGCUCAUUUGCUCAGGUUCAGAUUCGCUAGUUGAUUUCCUCUACUAAAUUCUUAAACACUUGCACUUUCUGAUUUUUCCCUUACACCAUACAGGAUAUACCACUCAAAUUAGGGACAGUGUAGAACUGCAGAUAUUUAUUUUAACAGAAAAUUAUUUGAGCUAUUCUCUACAACAAGUUGUGAUGAAUCAAGUCUCUGACAGCCUGUAAUUAAUGUAAAAUGGUUGACAAUUAAUUGAUUGGAUUGUAUUUUA
Lotus japonicus is the source of this 2432-nucleotide messenger RNA. Its product is annotated as autophagy-related protein 16-like. The coding region runs from base 398 to 1960 and encodes 520 amino acids. Gene Ontology annotation, molecular function: protein binding. The transcript has 4 exons. Lineage: Eukaryota; Viridiplantae; Streptophyta; Magnoliopsida; Fabales; Fabaceae. The record is from RefSeq and is a predicted model, not a curated record. Gene Ontology annotation, biological process: autophagosome assembly. Gene Ontology annotation, cellular component: autophagosome membrane.